Molecule: messenger RNA, 2448 nt
Organism: Diaporthe batatas
Lineage: Eukaryota; Fungi; Ascomycota; Sordariomycetes; Diaporthales; Diaporthaceae
Exons: 5
Coding region: 93-2330 (745 amino acids)
Source: RefSeq, a predicted model, not a curated record
UUUUUCUUAGACCAUUCCACAUUCUAGCACAUUUCAUCUUCGAACUGUGUAAUUUUUUGAACAGGCAUCUCACCGUCUCUCAGUCUCCCACGAUGACCAACCAGACCGCAUGGGCAGAUGCGGCUUCAACGGUGACAUACAAUGUUCACCUAGGGACUUGGAUUAACUGGUCUCGGGGCCGUCUUAUGGGAGCAACACUUACCCUCAACCGUGUGGACGGAAGUCUUCUUAUAUCGUUUACUGCCGUCUUUGUUGGUAUAGUGGCUGGACGAUUUUGGCGCAUUGCUUGCAUAUUGUUCUAUAGAUGCUAUUCAUCUCCUGACCCGCGUGAUGCACUCUACCACCAGCAACAAGCAAUCCUGCGCAAUUCCAAUUCUGCAGUUUCCGCCAUCUGGACCUUUUCACAGCUGCUCUGGGCGUGGCAAAAUAUUGCUAAGCGAUGCUUCGUCCGGCUUCUACCUACAAUACUGACGGCUACACUGUGUCUAUGCGCUUUCACAGUUGCCGGAGGGUUCUCUUCAUCUAUUUCCUCUGGUAUUAGUGACGAAGUGCUAGUGAACGGCACCAACUGCGCUUCUAUCGUAACAACAUCAGCUGACCCGAAAUCCCGCCACUUUCUUGCCCCCUACGACUCGCAGUUAACUCAUGCUGCUGCGACAUAUGCACGGCAAUGCUAUUCUUCCGCGCCCGGUAAUUUUGACUGUACAUCUUUCGUUCGAAGUCAACUGGCCAGUACGGUUGAUAACCAAGCCGCUUGUCCUUUUCGUAACGCUAGUAUCUGUCGCAGCAACACCUCUAAUACACUGCUAGACACUGGAUAUAUCGAUCUAAAUAAGGACUUAGGCGUCAAUGCUCCACCAGACCAGAAUUUUCAGUUCAGAGCAGUUCUGCAUUGUGCGCCUUUAGAAACGCAAGGUUACACCGAAUCUAUAAGGGGGGCAUACACCAAUUUCACCACUUAUAAUUAUGGGCCUCGGUUUUCCGGCGUCGCAAAUUACACCCACAUGGUUGAGACCCUGCGAGCACAAUAUACUCGGCAGCCCGAGAAUAUCCUCCGUGGUGAGGGUAGAAAAUUUAUCUUGAGUGUCACGAGAAAUACAGUGUUCCAACACCAAGAUCAGAUGGAAAACGCGACCUUCGUUCCAAUUCCUGCACUCUUCCGUCCCGAUGGUGACACCGCCUUGAUUUUUCUCUCAGGUAAUGGGAUACAAUUCUUCGAAAAGUCCAACGACCCCUGGUACCGUGGGACUUUACCAGGUGAUAGAGCCGUCUCGCCCGGCGCAGAUGGGGAGAAUUCCUUAUAUAUCCCAGAAGAGGCAGCUUCGCCUAUGGGCUGUGUCCAACAGUUCCAGUUCUGCAACCCUUCGCUAUCAAGCAACAGCUGCUCACCGCUUGGCAGUUGGACCGAUGCACAACUUGAAGCGGCUCAUCUUUUCGGUAUAUCAAUAUCCGGCGAUGAUGAGCGGGAUAGUUUUGAGAACAAUGCUAUUGGUUCCCGAUACCAGUGGCUACUGACGAUCCUAGCAUCUGUGGACAUCAUUAGCGCCGUGAUAAAUAGCCUCGGCCCAGAUGCUUUGACUUCCAUGGACUCCCUCAGCAACGGGUUGAUGGGGCCCCUCCCGGAUGAUCAGUGGCAACAAGAUGUCAGCUUCUGGUGGGCUACAUACUUGGCAGGUAUACAAGCAGCAGUCGUCGAAGUUGCUCAUGGUCCUGCGAAUCCAGCAAUGGAUCCCUAUAAGAGGCUGCCGUUCAACUCGUAUGUGCAAGACAUGUGCAAUAACCAGAAGGUUCGCAGUACCACCUACAUAUCCUUCAGUCUCUUUGGGCUCUAUUUUACUUUCAUCACCGGGGUCCUGUUUAUUACCACCUCUUACACCUUAGAGCCCAUCUUCCAGUGCCUCUACCGCCGCCGGAAAUACAAGGAGUACACAUACCUCGAAUGGGCAGCAUCGGAAACACUUCAACUUCAGCGCAUCGGUUUUCAGGGGGCCGGAUUGGGUAUUUGGUCUGGCUACACGAAUAACGUCCCCAAGACAGAACCGGGCGAAAUCCUCGAAGGUCUAGCUUUGAAAUACCCUGCGGGUACAAAUAGCACAGAUGGCGAUUUCAAGACCCCGGAAAAGACGAGCAGUAAUGCGAACAGUGUAGUACAUGCAGCCAGUUCGGAUCAAGAGGCUGAGGAGGCCUCUUUGGAUGAGUUGCUCGGCACAUCAGGAUCUCAAGCCGAUGAGGAUCAAAGUCCUCCGAUUCAUCCUACCACCUCGCGAGUUAUUCUUGAAAGCAGAGAAACAAGCUCUACUUCAAUGGCCAAUUCUCGAACGGGUACAUGAAUGAUUCAAAAUUUGUUCAAGAGAGUGUGGCAAACUGGCUUCUGGGAUCGAGUCAAUAGAUUUUAAUGGAAAGGUAGAGAUUUUUAUACUUCAAUUGAGCUUUAGAUAUUGAUGAUCA